AUGGAGCAAUUCCUUGGGAAAAAAUACAAACUGGUCUCUUCGGAGAACUUCGACGAAUAUCUCAAGUUCAUACGACUUGGGGUUUCCCAAAAAUUAAAUAGAGCGAUUGAGUCGGUUUCGUUUUUGGAGCGCAACGCUGACGGCAGCUACACAUUCUCCGUGACGUCACCCAUCAAGUCAAGCAUCGUCACCUUCAGGGAGGGCGAGGAGUUUGUUGAGAACAGACUCGAUGGAGCCAAGGUGAAGUCGACUGUAACCAUAGAAGGAAAUAAACUGAUUCAGAAACAAGUAGAAGAUAACGGGAGGAUAACAACCAACUUGCGGGAAUUCACGCAAGAGUUCAUGGUCGUGACAACCACAGCUGAAGGCUGGGACGGCAAAUGUGUGAGAACUUACAAAGUGAUUGAGUGAAUGUAUAUGUGUGCCU
Messenger RNA from Cydia strobilella, 427 nucleotides. RefSeq names its product fatty acid-binding protein-like. The coding region runs from base 1 to 411 and encodes 136 amino acids. Gene Ontology annotation, molecular function: fatty acid binding. Gene Ontology annotation, cellular component: cytosol; nucleus. Lineage: Eukaryota; Metazoa; Arthropoda; Insecta; Lepidoptera; Tortricidae. The record is from RefSeq and is a predicted model, not a curated record. Gene Ontology annotation, biological process: fatty acid transport. The transcript has 6 exons.